This is a messenger RNA of Dicentrarchus labrax (European seabass), 2411 nucleotides long. RefSeq names its product zinc finger protein 330 (gene noazfp). The transcript is spliced from 10 exons. The record is from RefSeq and is a predicted model, not a curated record. NCBI's taxonomy places the organism in Eukaryota, Metazoa, Chordata, Actinopteri, Moronidae. Gene Ontology annotation, molecular function: zinc ion binding. Gene Ontology annotation, cellular component: nucleus. The coding region runs from base 151 to 1113 and encodes 320 amino acids.
ACGGAACAAAAGUAGGAACAAAAAACAAACAGUAUGUUUUCAGCCCGGACCGUUUUUCCGACCGGACCUAGAAGAAGUUGGAGUGCUGAUCAUUUCGGUCAGACAACCGGCCGUUAUCUCCGUGGUUACCGGCCCCGUUGAACCGGAAAAAUGCCCAAGAAGAAAACCGGUGCCCGGAAAAAGGCUGAGAGUCGAAAGGAGCGAGAGAAACAGAGUCGAGCCAACCGGGAACACAUCCAAGUGGCCAAACACCCCUGCAACUUUAACAUGGAAUGUGACAAAUGUCAGAGAAAACAGAAGAACAGAGCUUUCUGCUACUUCUGUAACUCAGUGCAGAAGCUGCCUGUCUGCGCUCAGUGUGGCAAAACCAAGUGCAUGAAGUCAUCAGAUUGUGUGAUCAAACAUCCUGGGAUCCACAGCACUGGAAUGGCCAUGGUGGGCGCAGUGUGUGACUUCUGUGAAGCUUGGGUGUGCCACGGCAGGAAAUGUCUUAGCACUCAUUCCUGCGUGUGUCCUCUGACUGAUGCAGACUGCAUUGAGUGUGACCGCAGUGUGUGGGAUCAUGGAGGGCGAAUCUUCCGCUGUUCCUUUUGUCAAAAUUUCUUGUGUGAGGAUGAUCAGUUUGAACACCAGGCCAGCUGCCAAGUCCUUCAGGCAGAAACAUAUAAAUGUGUUUCCUGUAAUAGACUGGGACAACACUCCUGCCUGCGCUGUAAGGCCUGUUACUGUGAUGACCAUGCCAAGAGUAAGGUCUUCAAACAGGAGAAAGGUAAAGCUCCACCCUGCCCCAAGUGCGGUCACGAAACCCAGGAGACCAAAGACCUCAGCAUGUCCACUCGCACGCUGAAGUUCGGCCGCCAGGCCGGAGCUGAUGACGACGACGAUGAUUACGGAGCGUCGGGUUACGAUUCCUACUGGAAGAACUUAGCAUCUGGAGGCGGAGACCAACAGGACGACUAUGGAGAGGAGGAUGAUGAUGAUGAUGAGGACGAUGACGAGGAGGACGAUGACGAGGAGGAGGAAGAUGAUGACGAAGAGGAGGAAGAAGAAGAAGGUGGAGAGGAAAAGGUCGCUGAUUCUGUGGCUGUUCUUAAACUGGACGAGACUGCCUAAACUGAGACAGAGACUAAAGAAACCUGUACAGUCCCAACAUGAUAUUACACGUCAGGAAUUAAUAAAGACAUACAGAGGAAGAAUUAGGAAGAGUAUAGUUGGUAUAACUGGGGCUGGUUAUCAACACUAGUGCUGUUACAACACACAGACUCGUUACCUAACUAGAAGCGUCAGAAUUAAAAUAUUAAUUUUGAUUUUAAUCAGAAACUGACUUAUAAGAACAUAAGUAAACCGUUAUGAAUUAUGAAUCUGACCUGACAGUCACUGCCAACAUGUAUUCCUUGAUGGUUUUUGAUAAUAAAUGGACAUAUUUCAGUUGGUACUGAAAAGGUAUAUAACAUUCUAUAUCCAGUCCUAGAGACAUCUUGUUUUCUGCUUUUGUUGUGACAUUCAGGGCCGGAUUGAUCCACCAGGAGCAUAUAGUCCAUUUACAUUUUGACACAAACAAGUAACAGAGUUGCGAAGUGGGAGCAGCUGCUAACUCCUGAAGUGUUUUUUUUUACAACAAUAAAUUUGCAUUUCAAAGUUUUGUUUGAAUGAUUUUCUCAAUGUUCUUCAACAUAGAAACACAGGAAUCAUAAUAUUGUAACAAUGCUCUAUAGGUUGCUGUUAUGAUAAUCAGUUUUAAUUAUUUCAACUUGGAUAUGGAUAUCGUGUUAUCAGCCACUGUAGCUGCAGGGAGCAAGACAGUCAGGGAUGCAAAUCAGAGCUGCAGCUUGCAGAACAAAAGCCAUUUUUUUCCUGCAUGCUGCAGCUCUGAUUUGUUUCAAGGUCAAACGAUUAGAUAAUUCUUACAGAAAUGCACAUUGGGGGUCAUAGUUAACUUCUCUACCUGUGUGUGUGUUUGUUUGUUUUUAUGGUUACAGUCUUGUCCCCAGUCAUAUUUUCUAAUGUAGUUGGUCAUCCUUUGUAUUGAACUGAUGACGCAUCCGGGAGAGUUUCAUGACCAUCUGAGCCUUGGAGGUGUCGGUCAUCUUAACACUAUGUAAACUACAUGAACAGAAAAUUAACAUGACUUUUACUUCUGGAGCCUUGGUUGUCUGAAAUAACCUGUCCCACUUUGCAACUCAAUAAUCCCUUUUGGCCCUCAUAUUGAAUAUGGUAUCAGCCCUGGUUACAGCCUGAAAUAAACUUUAGGAUCAUGUCUUUACAGUGUAAUAUAUGAUAAACUGCCGGUUACUGUGGUAAUUCACAAAGCUUUCCAAACCUCUUAACAUAUUGGCCCUUGAUCAUUGUAAUCAUCUGCACUUGUUGAGACAUGUUUGUGUAUAAUAUGCCAAUAAAUCAUAAAAAAGAAA